AUGCCAUUGCUGAAUCAAACAGAUCUGACCCCAGCUUCAUUCAUUCUCAAUGGGAUCCCAGGCCUGGAGGACAGGCACAUCUGGAUUUCCUUCCCAUUCUGUUCCAUGUAUGUUGUGGCUGUGGUUGGGAAUUGUGGACUCCUCUACCUCAUCUGCUAUGAUGACUCUCUGCACAGGUCCAUGUACUACUUCUUGGCUAUGCUUUCUCUAACUGACCUUGUCAUGUGCUCAAGCACAAUCCCUAAAGCCCUCUGCAUCUUCUGGUUUCACCUCAAGGAAAUUGGAUUUGAUGAAUGCCUGGUCCAGAUGUUCUUCAUCCAUACCUUCACAGGAAUGGAGUCUGGGGUGCUCAUGCUUAUGGCCCUGGACCGCUAUGUGGCCAUCUGCUACCCUCUGCGCUACUCAGCCAUCCUCACCAAUGCUGUCGUUGCAAAGGCCAGGCUUGCUACUUUCUUGAGAGCAGUGCUGCUCAUCAUUCCCUUGAUUUUCAUCACCAAGCAAUUACCCUAUUGCAGAGGCAACAUGAUACACCAUACUUACUGUGAUCAGCUAUCUGUAGCCAAGCUAUCCUGUGGAAAUAUCAAGGCCAAUAUUAUCUAUGGUCUGAUGGUUGCCUUCUUGAUUGGGGGCUUUGACAUCUUGUGCAUCACAGUCUCCUACACCAUGAUCCUCCAGGCGGUGGUCAGCCUCUCCUCAGCAGAUGCUCGGCAAAAGGCCUUUAGCACCUGCACCGCCCACAUCUGUGCCAUUGUUUUUUCCUACAGUCCUGCCUUCUUCUGUUUCUUUUUUAACCGUUUUGGAGGCCACACAAUCCCUCCAUCUUGCCACAUUAUUGUGGCCAAUAUUUAUCUGCUUUUGCCUCCCACCAUGAACCCUAUUGUCUAUGGGGUAAAAACAAAGCAGAUACGAGACUGUGUCAUGAAGAUCCUUUCAGGUUCUAAGGAGAUCAAAUCCCAGAGUGUAUGA
This is a messenger RNA of Marmota monax (woodchuck), 966 nucleotides long. Its product is annotated as olfactory receptor 52N4-like. NCBI's taxonomy places the organism in Eukaryota, Metazoa, Chordata, Mammalia, Rodentia, Sciuridae. The record is from RefSeq and is a predicted model, not a curated record. Gene Ontology annotation, molecular function: G protein-coupled receptor activity; olfactory receptor activity. Gene Ontology annotation, cellular component: membrane. Gene Ontology annotation, biological process: G protein-coupled receptor signaling pathway. The transcript has a single exon. Bases 1 to 966 code for a protein of 321 amino acids.